This is a messenger RNA of Dunckerocampus dactyliophorus (ringed pipefish), 2368 nucleotides long. RefSeq names its product BCL2 interacting protein 4 (gene bnip4). The record is from RefSeq and is a predicted model, not a curated record. NCBI's taxonomy places the organism in Eukaryota, Metazoa, Chordata, Actinopteri, Syngnathiformes, Syngnathidae. Bases 150 to 782 code for a protein of 210 amino acids. Gene Ontology annotation, biological process: mitochondrial outer membrane permeabilization; positive regulation of apoptotic process. The transcript is spliced from 5 exons. Gene Ontology annotation, cellular component: nucleus; mitochondrial envelope; mitochondrial outer membrane.
CAGCGUGGAGGUAAACACUCGGUUGCGUCAUUGUUAUUGUGCAGCUCAGCGCACGUCUCCAGCUGCUGCAGAUUUCGCCACAGAUUCGCUCCACUUUUUAUAUUUAGUUCAACACUGACGACGACGGAGGAGGAGGCAAAGAAAGCACCAUGGAGCUACCUAAGGACGCUUUAUCGGAGGAGAGUUUGCAAGGCUCCUGGGUGGAGUUGCACUUCAGCGGGGCAGCUUCACAAAGCAGCCAGGAGCUGCUAAUGCCCACGUCCACCCAGGAGGAUGACGUGGAGAACAUGCUGCUGGACGCCCAACACGAGUCAGCCAGGAACAGCUCGGGCGGAAGCUCGCAAUGCAACAGGUCUGUGCGAGAGGAGGGGGAAGUUAGUUGUAAAAUACAGAUAGUCACGUGUCACUGUGCCAACAGUCCACUCGGAGGACACACCCCGCUGCUUGCGUGGAGAAGCUCUGGAGGAAGUAGCUUGCAGUCGGACGAGGACCUCCAGGAGAGAAGGCAGGAAGUGGAAAUGAUGAUGACAAACAAAAACGCAGACUGGAUCUGGGACUUGUCCAGCCGACCAGAGAAUAAUCCACCAAAGGAGUUCCUGCUCAAGCACCCCAAGCGCUCCACCUCCCUGAGCAUCCGCAACACCAGCGUCAUGAAGAAGGGCGGCAUGCUGUCGGCCGACUUCCUGCAGCUUUUCCUGCCCUCGUUAAUCAUCUCACACAUACUCGCCGUCGGCCUGGGGAUCUAUAUCGGGAAGCGACUGACCUCCCACGGCACCCUCUGAGUCGUGAAGCGCUGUGACUUUUAUGUGACCCAAGCAUGCCUUAAAAUGACAAGCUGGAAUGUGAGAACCAAGCGACUGUGGGACGGAAGGGGGUUGGACGGAAAGGCGCACUGUUGCUCCACCGUGGCGGCUCUUGGACUCGACGGCGACCCGUCCAGCUUUGUCCGGUUCUGCUGUUGCUUGCAGCACUUUAACAUCUGCACGUUGUAGGAACUGAUACUGUGCCCUUUUGAUCUGUUUGCAUUGAAUCCCUUUGGCUACAGUGCUUGUACAGCGUCUUAUUUUGUUCAUGUACUGUGAUUCGUAUUUAUUGCAGUGGUUCUCAAUUAUCCUCUGCCGUGACGCCCCCAGGGGACGGAAAAUGGAAGUUUGGUAAUCCAUGGCCACUUGACGCUUUGAAUUUCAUUCUCUGAGUUUUUCAAAAAUAUAUGAAUUAAUAAAUCAUUGCUGAAUGAAUGAAUGAAUGUUUCAUGGUUGAAUACGGCCUAGCAGUCAAAACAUUUUGCAUAUUGAAGGAAAUUGUCCGUUUUCUUUUGUCUAAAUGAAGCAUUUUCAAGCAUAUAAAUGGCUAAAUAAACUAAACCAAUACGAGGAAGAUGCAUUGAGAGACAGAUGUGGGAUUCCACCGAGGUUGAGUCAUACGUUCUAAACAGUUCUUUUUUACAGACCAGAGGUACCUGACAGUUUGGACUGCCCAACUUGCAGUCUUCCUCACAGUGGGCACGUGUUGCUCCUGUGACGUGACGUCAUGUCAGCUGAUUUAUACCGAUGUUGUCGCUGUCUUCCUGUCCGAAGGCAGGGCAACUUCUUUUGGGCCACAUCCCAGGUGUGAGAGGGUGCAAAGGUUUAUGGUCCUAAGGGCACGUUUCCUCUUUGAUCCAUCGGUGGUGGUUGCUGUCCUCCGUCACAAAGAUGUUUGCUCCAUUCUGUCCCAUUUUCCUUUUUUUCUUGUGUUAAUUUCCCCAAUGUUUGGGGACAAGAAGACUGCAAGUUGUGCAGUUGAAACUGUCAGGUUUCUACACUGGUCACCAGGUGACGAGACAGAAAGCCAAGUUAAAACAAAAAAGAACAAGGAACUCACCCAACGCUAACGUAUGCGUCCACAUUAUGUCUUAUUUUCUCUUAUGUCUACUAUAUUGCGUCAUAAGAGUGUAAAGGUGACUAUAAGGGUUAUUUAAUGUCUAGAGGGCUCUAAUGUUAAAAAGCAUAUUUAGAAGGUUGUAAAAAAGUUUUUUUUAAUGCUUUAAUUCAUUUAAUUUAUGCUUUGAUUCAUAAAUAAGGAAUCCUACUUAGUGGAAAUUAACAUCACGAUCGGGUCAGUAACCAAUUAAAGGGAUAGUUAUGAUUUUUUGACAUGAGGCUUUAUGACACCCCCAUCAGCAGUGUAGUACAUCAACAGUGACUUACCCCCCCAAUUGGUCCUGUGAGCCCAGUUCUCGUCGGAGAUCCGUAACGAGGAAUGUAGUUCCGCUUAGCUGCUGGGUCAUUUAAGUAAAGAGUUUGGCUUCUCAAAACAAUAUGGGUUCAAAAAGAGUCAUACAUUUGCAUCAUAAAAAUGCUUCCUCAAAAAAAUCAACCACUCAAAU